Scomber japonicus (chub mackerel) is the source of this 3004-nucleotide messenger RNA. It is a transcript of the gene mtfr1l, whose product is annotated as mitochondrial fission regulator 1-like. Gene Ontology annotation, biological process: aerobic respiration; mitochondrial fission. The coding region runs from base 275 to 1219 and encodes 314 amino acids. The record is from RefSeq and is a predicted model, not a curated record. The transcript is spliced from 8 exons. Gene Ontology annotation, cellular component: mitochondrion. Lineage: Eukaryota; Metazoa; Chordata; Actinopteri; Scombriformes; Scombridae.
AUCACAGGAGAGGGAGACGCAAGUUUCCGGCCUCAUGAACGACAACAACUCUGCUCUGAAAGACGAAGAGGAGAAGAAGCUUGUCCCACUGAUCUAAAUGAUUCAGCUUUCCAACAUACGAUCUGAGUCUACUAUGCUCUAAACCCCAAUUUAUAUCCAAGAAUUGGCAGUGGAACUAACGCGGCAUCUGUUCACUGAACCGUUCCAUCUUCAGCCACUGCUAGCACCAAACAUUGGUGUGGGACUUUCCAGUGGAUGAGACUAACCUAUCACCAUGGAAACAGACACAGAUGUUAUUCCUAUCUGGCAGAACAAGCCUCACGGAUCCACCCGUAGCGUUGUGAGAAGAAUAGGCUCUACUCUUCCGCUCAAAGCUCCGCAAAGGGCAUGUUUCCAGGAACUGCCAGGCCUGUCCUCUCUUCGUCCUAUGGAUGGCCCAAUGGUUCCUACCUUGGCAGACAUAGCGUGGAUUGUUGCAGAUGAAGAAGAGACAUAUGCAAGAGUACGGAGCGACAGCCGGCCUCUGAAACACGAGUGGCGGCCCACGCCUCUCCUGGUGCUCCACAGGAACUCGUCUGUGCCCAACUUUCGCCGUGAGGGGAAAAGGGUCGAGGGGCUAAGGAAGCCCGGAGUGACGGCAUUGAACCGUACCACUGCCCUGCAAGAUGAGCUGAGCAGACUCCGCGCUCAGAUUGCAAAGAUUGUGUCAAAUGAUUCUGGCUCCAACCCCCUGACCCCUGAUCUGCUCUCCCCCGACGACACAAGCAUGAGCUUUUCUAUGGCGCCUUUCGAAGCGGCGCCCUACCAGCCAGCCGCCUCUGCUGCUGCAUCUUUCGUCAUUAGUGAUGUCACAGAGGAAGAAGAAGAAGAGGAGGAGGAAGAGGAAGACGAGAAGGACGUGGUCUCUGUGGUGUCAGAGCUGGUCCCCGACCCUUUGCCACCUGUCUCCAUGACGGCGUCAGCGACCUUUGACCUGGACAGGCCCAGCAUGGACUUCCGGGAGGCAGAGGAGGACACUGUGUCGCUAUCGAAGUCCACCAGCUUUGCUGACGUCAUGGACAUCCUGAAAGACAUGAACCGCAUGAAGAUGAGCAAAGAUAGGUACAACAGAGGCUGUAUGUCCUUGAGAGAGGAGGACUCCGCCUCUCUAAUUUCUGAAGCUCUGAGGAAAAAGUUUGUCUUGAAGGAAGAAGAUACGGCUGCUGUCAAACGGAAGUAGCCGAUCAUGUGUUUAUCAUCAAUACCCGAUCCUGCUGCUCCAUGCCUUUGCCUGUGGAAUAUGUACCCAUGGACCACAACCUUUCUCCUCAGACCCAAGGCAAUAGCUGUCUGCCAGAGUUAGAAUAAAAAAACACUUUGUCCCAGACAUUCAAACCCAAAAGCGAACAUCACCAGUGCUGGUGCAGCAUGAGAGGGGAAACAGCUCUUGAUAUCAAUAAUCAGUUUCAGCACUGCAUCGCAUAUUGCAUUCAGUCUGUUUCUCUCUGAAAGAGGCAUUUAUGUUUAAAUGUAUUUUGAUCAAUGACUCAACAGACUGGUUGCACUGCUGUCCAGGAGCUUGCUCUGUGCCUGGACUGUUAAGAUUUAAUAUUCAUUGCUCGUUGUGUUAUAGCACAGUGCCAGAGGGGCUGACAUCCAAACCAUCAUAACAAAGUUUUGGACUAAAAUUAAGGAGCGUUUUAUUCAUCCUGCUAUGAAAAUAACCCAGCCUGAGUUCUUUUUUGUUUUUGAAUUUUCCACAGAAGAGAUGCAAGUCAACAUUUUUUGUUGUUUUUCAGUUGUGUAAAAAAGUUCUCUAACAUACUUGAAAAUAUAUUAUGUACAACUGAAAAAGGAUCUAGUGUACAUGCAGAGAGAGAGAGUACUGUAACUUAUCAUACUGUGUGUAUGGGGGAAAAAUAACUAUUAAUAUUUGCAUUACAGUGCUGAGUUUGCAAACGCGCACAGCAUCAUGUUUCUUGCUCCACUGCACCCGUAAAAGCCGAUUUCAUAGCUGCCCUCUCGUCUGUCAUUAACAUACAUAUUGACAGAUACUGAAAUGCAGGAUGCAGAUUUUCAAAAUAAAGCCUAAAAGGAGCAAGAACAUGAUGAUGAGAUAGUUUAAAGACUGAAGUGUGUGGUUUAUAAAUCUCUGGAAAAUACUUUUUGACAAAGUGAGUAUACUUUCUGAAGUGUGUGAGUGAAACUUGCACCCAUAUUUUCUGUUUUUCUAAUUCAGGCAAUAACAGAUUAACACUUGUGGAGAUCAAGUAGGAUAUGCAGCUUUUGGAAACUGGUAGAUUGUUGAUUUUAGUUGAGGCAGAUAUAACUGAGUAAUGUGUAAGAGUGCUUUAACGUGAUGCUGUAUGCAGUUUUCUGGGUAAAAUGCUUGUGUGAGUCAUGAUGAUGAAUAUUCUUGUUGACGCCUUACCACAGAUCUAUUGCCUGCUCAAAUGCCUGAUUUUAUUCCCUUAUUAGUUCCAAGUGCCAUGGGUUUGUUUUAAUUGACCCACCCCUCGUUGCCUGCCCUUUGUCUUUUCUCAAUGUGCCCUCUAUUCUCAAUUUAACAACUUUUUUUUUUAGCACAAACAUACAAUUGACGACUAUGUUAAGAACCAGUCGCGUGUGUAGUAUUGCUCAAUGUCUGUUCAGAACAACCCCUCACCAAAAAAAACCCACAUCCUCUCAUGUUAUUCCCACUCUGUUUUUCAUCUGUAAUGUCGAAGGGAAUCCUUUAUUGUAGUUUUACGGUGUGAAAAGUUACUGUUAAGUUAUCUAUUUGGAUUGAACAAGAAUGUGCCCAUCUGUGUAACCCUGUAUGGUGUGGAGUUGAUGUUUUGUCUUGGUAGAAUUUGCCCUCAACAAGUCUUUUGGUAUUUUCUCAAUAAUUAAAUUCCUCAUAUAAACAGCUGAGAAAAACACUAUACGCACGAUUAAAUAUAUUCAUUGUAUGUCUGUACCUAAGAUGCCGAACCUCACACAGCAUACACUACCAAAUGCAUCCUGAUAAUAGGUUGAGUGUAAA